Molecule: messenger RNA, 2953 nt
Organism: Tachyglossus aculeatus (Australian echidna)
Lineage: Eukaryota; Metazoa; Chordata; Mammalia; Monotremata; Tachyglossidae
Gene: MANBA
Product: mannosidase beta
Exons: 18
Coding region: 1-2751 (916 amino acids)
Biological process (GO): glycoprotein catabolic process; carbohydrate metabolic process
Molecular function (GO): beta-mannosidase activity
Source: RefSeq, a predicted model, not a curated record
AUGGCCGUGGCGCCCACACGGGCCCUCCUGAGGCGACUAGGCCCCGCGCCCGCCCCGGGAGCCCACGUGACCGCUCGCGCGCAUGCGCGCCUGGAGGGCGCGCGGUGGGACUCCCGGCCGCGCGUGCGCCGUGCGCGCGCUCCGUCCGCCUGGCGCUCGCGGCCCGUGGCGCGCGUGGCAGCCUGCGGGGGGGGUUGGAGCGUCCGCAGCGGCAAUGGCUCAGUGCGCCUGCGCGGCGCCGUCCCCGGCUCCGUCCACACCGCCUGGGCCCGGCGGGGCCUCAGCCAGGAUCCCUACUACCGGUUCAACGAUGUGGAUUACCGCUGGAUCUCCUUGGAUAACUGGACCUAUAGUAAAGUGUUCAAGACUCCUUUCGACAUUGGCAAAUGGCAGAAAGUCAAUUUGGUUUUCGAGGGCGUCGACACGGUGGCACAAGUCUUGAUGAACAACGUCACCGUCGGGGAAACAGACAACAUGUUCAACAGAUACACCUUUGACAUCACCAGCGUCAUCAGGAACGUCAACCUGAUAGAGCUGCGUUUCCAGUCGGCGAUUUCCUACGCUGCCCAAAAGAGCAGGGCUCAUGCUGGCUACCGUGUGCCCCCAGACUGCCCGCCCCCUGUGCAGAAAGGGGAAUGCCACGUUAACUUUGUCCGCAAGGAGCAGUGUUCAUUUAGCUGGGACUGGGGUCCUGCCUUUCCCACUCAAGGCAUCUGGAAGGAUGUUAGGAUCGAAGCGUACAAUAUUUGCAACCUGAAGUACAUGACUUUUACUCCCUUUUACGCGAGCCCGGCCAGGGAAUGGAGACUUCUGAUAGAGUCUAUUUUUGACGUCGUGAGCGCAGAGCCAGUUGGCGGUCAGGUGACAGUGGACAUUCCUCAGCUGCAAACCCAGCGGACGUAUGACAUUCGGCUCCGCCUGGGGGAAACCAGCGUUGAGCUGCUCUUGAAUGUCAACAAGAAUGUUUCAGUGGAGACUUGGUGGCCCAGUGGACACGGAAACCAAACGGGUUACAAAAUCUGGGUUGUUUUCAAGCUAGAAGGAGGCUACAGGAUCGAAAAGGCGGCUAAGGUUUACUUUCGGACGGUGGAACUUGUACAAGAACCCAUUCCUGGAUCUCCGGGUCUCAGCUUUUACUUCAGAAUUAACGGGAUUCCCAUAUUCGUCAAAGGGUCCAACUGGAUUCCGGCUGAUUCCUUUCAGGAUCGAGUGACCCCCGAAACGUUACAGCUCCUUUUGAAGUCCGUUGUGGAUGCCAACAUGAACACGCUGCGGGUUUGGGGCGGCGGCGUCUAUGAACAGGACAUAUUCUAUGACAUCUGUGAUGAACUAGGAAUAAUGAUAUGGCAAGAUUUUAUGUUUGCCUGCGCUCUGUACCCGACCGACCAGCGUUUCCUGGACUCAGUGAGAGCAGAAGUGACACACCAGAUCAGAAGGUUGAAAUCUCACCCGUCUAUCAUCAUCUGGAGUGGGAACAAUGAGAACGAAGCAGCAAUGGCACAGAAUUGGUUUUCUCUACCACCCGGCGAAAUGCAGACCUACGUCCGAGACUACGUGACGCUUUAUGUGAAGAAUAUUCGGGAGUUAGUCCUGGUGGGGGAUAAGAGCCGUCCUUACAUCACUUCCAGCCCCACCAAUGGAGCAGAAUCGGAAGAAGAAGGCUGGCUCUCCAAGAACCCCUAUGACACUCAUUUUGGGGAUACUCAUUAUUAUAACUACAACAGCGAUUGCUGGAAUUGGAAAGUGUUCCCCAAAACUCGAUUUGCCUCUGAAUAUGGCUACCAAUCCUGGCCAUCCUUCAGCACGUUAGAGAAGGUCUCAAUUGCCGAGGACUGGUCUUACGAAAGCAAUUUUUCACUCCAUCGACAACACCACGAGAAGGGUAAUGACCAGAUGCUCCGUCAGGCUGCCCUUCACUUCAAGCUUCCUCAAAACCCAGAUCCACUGCAGAGGUUUCAAGACAGCAUCUACAUCACUCAGGUGAUGCAGGCCCAGUGCGUGAAGAUGGAAACGGAGUUCUACCGCCGCAGCCAGAGCGAGCUGGUGGAUGGGGAGGGGCACACCAUGGGCGCGCUGUACUGGCAGCUGAAUGACAUCUGGCAGGCUCCUUCCUGGGCUUCCAUAGAAUACGGAGGUAAAUGGAAAAUGCUCCAUUAUUUUGCCCAGCGUUUCUUCGCCCCGCUGCUGCCCGUCGGCUACGAAGACGACGGCGUGUUGUACGUCUCGGGCGUGUCUGACCUCCACACGGACCUCAAGCUGGCGCUUACUGUGAGCGUGCAUCGGUGGAGCGGGCUGGAGCCCGUCUGCACGCACACGACGCAGCCGCGCGCGGUCAAGGCCCGGGGAGCCACCGCGCUGUACCGGGAGCCCGUGGGCCGGCUGCUGCACAGGUGCGCCAACUGCUCGCGGCACAGCUGCGUCGUCUCCUUCUCCCUGGCUGCGCCCGGCCGGCCGCCCGCUCCCGCCAACCACCACUUCUUGUCCUCCCUGAAAGACGCCGUGGGGCUGGAGAAGCCCCGGCUCCGGGCCACGAUAGUCCAGCAAGGUGACGCCUUCGCCUUUGAGCUGCAGACCAGCGCCGUGGCCCCGUUCGUUUGGCUGGACGUGGGCAACGUCCCGGGGAGAUUUAGCGACAACGGCUUUCUCCUGAUCCAGAGGAGGAAAACGGUGCUCUUUUACCCUCAGAGGGCCACCGGCGUCGCCGAACUGGAAAAAUCUCUGCGUCUGACUUCCCUGGCAGACACGUACUAGUUCCUCCGAGGAUGGACGCUAAGAGGGAGGGAAGAGAUCUCCAGAGGAAGGAGCUUGGGGAACGGAGGGAGAGAGAUUGAGGAAUCCGGCCCGACAGAUGAGCGUCCUGUCGAGCAGUGACAUUCCAGGGCCGGUGUCCGCGGACCGGUGGAGAGGCUGCGGCUAGCAGUACACAGAUAAUAAUAAUAAUAAUAAUAAUAAU